This is a messenger RNA of Neoarius graeffei (lesser salmon catfish), 6885 nucleotides long. RefSeq names its product aryl hydrocarbon receptor 1b (gene ahr1b). The record is from RefSeq and is a predicted model, not a curated record. The transcript has 11 exons. Gene Ontology annotation, biological process: regulation of transcription by RNA polymerase II. Gene Ontology annotation, molecular function: transcription cis-regulatory region binding; nuclear receptor activity; protein dimerization activity. Gene Ontology annotation, cellular component: nucleus; aryl hydrocarbon receptor complex. NCBI's taxonomy places the organism in Eukaryota, Metazoa, Chordata, Actinopteri, Siluriformes, Ariidae. The coding region runs from base 401 to 3088 and encodes 895 amino acids.
GUCGGGAGCGCGCGCUCUGCUCUGCUCUGCCCGUCCCCGGUCUCGCGGAGAGCAUUAACGGAGAGCACCGGCGCGCGCUGUUGGACCGGUUACCGCACGGUGCGCACCGAGGAACCCUCAGUUCCUAAAAGAGAGAGAGAGAGAUUAUAAUCCCGGUUAUUUUUAACUCCUGCGGCUGAAAUAAGGCGGAUUUACGGGUCACUGUCACUCAUUUACACACAGCUUUUACAACUCUCUCUGUGUGUGUGUGUGUGUGUGUGUACACUCAGGAGUGAAUUAUUCGGUGUGAGGAAUGAUCAAAUAUAUUACCCGCUUUUCAUUUCUUAAAAAUUAGAAUUCGAGUUGUUUGUUUGUUUGUUUUGGCCCCUGUUGUGUUGCUCUGCAGUGUGAGUGUGCAGAAAUGUACGCAGGAAGGAAAAGAAGAAAAGCCGCACAGAAAGCUGUGAAACAGCCUCCAGCUGACGGGGUGAAGUCGAACCCGUCUAAACGUCAUCGUGAUCGUCUGAACUCAGAGCUGGAUCGUCUCGCUCGCUUGUUACCGUUUCCUGAUGACGUCACGUCAAGCCUGGACAAACUGUCCAUCCUGCGUCUGAGCGUCAGCUUCCUGCGCACCAAGAACUACUUCUCUGUUAGCCUAAAGAGUCACACCAGUAAAAGGCUGCCAUCCAGCAACGGUAACCAUGACAACGGUAAAGCUGUGAGAUUGGUGGAUGGACGGCUACCAGAGGGGGAAUUGCUGCUGCAGGCUCUUAAUGGGUUUGUGCUGGUGGUCACUGCAGAAGGGAUCAUAUUUUACGCCUCACACACGAUUCAGGAUUACCUCGGAUUCCACCAGACAGAUGUGCUACAUCAGUGUGUCUUUGAGUUGGUUCAUACAGAGGAUCAGCAGGCAUUUAGGAGUAAUCUGCACUGGGCUCUGAACCCUCCUACAGCAGAGCAACAGCCCGAGAACACACAGGAUGCAGGUUUGGGCUCCAGUUCCUCUUCAGUCACAUAUAAACCAGAUCAACUGCCUCCAGAGAACUCGUCCUUCCUGGAGCGGAGCUUCAUCUGUCGCUUCCGCUGCCUGCACGACAAUUCGUCCGGUUUCCUGGCACUGAAUCUCCAGGGACGCCUGAAGUUCCUCCAUGGCCAGAACAGACGACUGGAUGAUGGAGGUCAAGCCCCGCCCCAACUGGCCCUGUUUGCUGUAGCCACACCCCUUCAGUCCCCUUCCAUCAUGGAGAUUCGGACCAAGAACAUGAUCUUCAGAACUAAACAUAAGCUGGACUUCACUCCUAUGGCCUGCGAUGCCAAGGGUAAAAUAGUUCUCGGUUACACCGAGGCAGAGUUACGAGUCCGUGGUUCAGGCUACCAGUUCAUCCACGCAGCUGACAUGCUGUACUGUGCCGAGAACCACAUCCGCAUGAUUAAGACCGGGGAAAGUGGCCUGACUGUCUUUCGACUGCUCACCAAGGAAAACCGGUGGAAAUGGGUGCAGGCCAAUGCUAGACUCGUCUACAAAAAUGGCAAACCUGAUUACAUCAUUGCCACUCAGAGGCCUCUCAGGGAGGAAGAAGGAGAUGAACAUCUAAGGAAACGCUCCAUGCACCUCCCCUUCACGUUUGCAACUGGCGAAGCUUUGUUGUAUCAGACCAGCUUCCCCAUCCCCGGCUUCUCUGAUAACAUGGUGGCCAAAGGCAAGCUUGGGAAGGCCAAGAAAACCAAAGUAGACAAAGGGUCAAAAGAUGAGCUGGACCCAAGCUCCCUGCUUGGUGCAAUGAUGAGGCAGGAUGAGUCUGUUUACGUAUGCCAACCUGCAUCAGACCCUAAAGUACCAUACUGUAGCAGCUUUUUGAGCAAACAGGACGAGACUAGCACUUUUUCCACAUCUGUGGACAGCGAGAACUGGAAUUCUGCACCAAAUAGUGUAAGUGAAGUUCCCAAGUCUGAAGUUCCAACUAGUUUCGACCCUCUGCUGGCUACAUUAGAUUCUCUGUCACUAGAAAACGACGAAAACUGCUCCAACAGUGAGUUGUUUAAUGCACUGGAAAAUCUGGGAUUGGAUGCCGAGGAUCUGGAGCUGCUGCUCCUGGACAAGAGGAUGAUCCAGGUGGAAAUGGAGCCAGAAUAUGUACCUUCACUUAAUGACCUCCUGACUAACAAUGAGAUCCUGUCCUAUAUCCAUGAUUCACUAGAAAAUGGGAUAAGCAACCAGGAUAGUCUUGUUCCUGUUACUGCCCCAGACCUUGUGGACCCUGUAGAGAGCUCCUCAAAUCCAUAUAACCUGCCCUCCAUGUCUGAUUCGACUCCUACGACUGUUUCAAGCCAGUAUUUACCCUUCCCACCUCCCAGACAUUCGUCACCCAUUCUGCAUCUGUCACAGCAGAUGCAGCAGCACUUGAGUACUCGGUCCUUGCACCAAAAAUGCCACAGCUGGAUUCCCGAGACACAGACUAGUGAAGUUUCAUUCCCUCAGCACAGUUCAGUACUAGUUAAUGCAGUAGCUGAUCCUCAGAAAGGUCACUGGAUCCCUCAGCAAACUGUGGAGGAAGUCUCACUGGUCACUGUAAAGUUUCCAGAAACCAAUAAACAUCAGGAGCCUUGGAGCCAAAACCAGACGCAACCCUAUUUUCCACAUGAACAUAUGGAUGGUGGUGGCUCUAAAAAUGGGAUCUACUCCAACUCCCAGUGGCAAGGACCCAGCUACAUAGACCAACUGGUCACCACGAGUGGCCAUGUGGAUUAUAAUAUGGCCACCAUGUCCGGGGUGGAGCUCAGUCAUAGAUCGGUUGGGGAAUUUCAAAGUGGCAUGCCAACAUCAUCCUCAUCAUCUUAUCAGCAGCUUUACACAAAACAACCACCAAUGAAUUAUUCCUACACCAAUCAAAACUCCUCACUGGAUCACAUUCUUCCCUCAUUGGAUGCUUAUGAAUUGUUUGAUUCCACACAAUCCCAUGACUCCACCCACAGAAAGAUGGAAAAUGGCUUCAUCCUCAAUCCCACCAUGACCUGCCCGUUCCCUGAUGACAACGGUGUGACACCCGUGCCUGGUGACAAGCCCCUCCCACCUGUCACAGAUCCUCCAGCCACUGGCUUCUACCUUUAACAGAAGCCUCAUGAUGGACCAAUCAGAACGUUCCCCGGCUAAGUCCCACAGGAGGAAAAGAACCACUAAAAGGAAGCGUUUCUGAUAUUUCUGUUCAUAUUUAUUCAAUUCUAACGGUGAGGAUGUGAAUCAGUAAGCCCUCGGGGGGGUCGAGUUGUAGAAAAUUGUGUUUAUGACAUUCAUCUCGUAUUCAGUGAAAGAUUUUCACACAUCAUUUGGUGUUCGAGACGUCAGCGUGUGUGAGCGUGAGACGCAGUGAGAGCUAGACGUGGUUAUAUACAGCACUUAGAUUCCAUUAAAAAGGCAGUAUUAGGAAAUAAAUAGAAACAUGAAUAUGCAGAUGAUUUAAUGUAUUUAUAAGCUGGUUAGUUAGUCUAAUUAUGAUCGUACUGUACUUGAUUAACCAGUUUAACCAUCUCAGCAGUUCUGUUCAGGGUUGAAAUUUAAAAUGAUCAUAAUUUGAGGAAAAGGAGUGCACAUGAAUCAUAACCAAGAGAACUAAUCAGUGUGAAGGUGUAAUUUCAGAAAACACGUAUUUAUUGAGAUGAAUGACUCUUUUUUUUCUUUUACAAAUACGAUAAUUAUGGUAUAUCUGGCAAUGCUGCUUCUGUUUAAGGACUUAAUUUGAAGAAAUUCUCUCAUUUCUGAAAAGGAAAAGGUCUUUUUCUCGUUGCCUUUUGCUUCAACUUGUUCCUUUAAGUUACACCAGCUAGCUGUGCCUUUUUUUCUUUUUUUUUUUCAAAAUAUUGGAUUUUGUAUAUUUACGACAAAAAUCAUUCCCUAUUUGUUAUGGAAAAGCGUCAACAGUGGUACACUUGUAACACACGUUGCCAUGGAACACACCAGCCUAGCCGUGUUCGAUAGCAUUGUUAGCUUCCUCGUGAGUGAAGGAGUGAAUUUUUGCUCCCCCAUAAAAAGCAUCUUUUUUUUUUCUUGCUUUAGGACCGGUUAAAAGGAAAUCAGCUUGAAACAACAUUUAAAGGGUUUUGUAAAGUUGCGAUGUAAGCAGGCUAGCAUCAGACUGGAAAAGCUAGCUAGCUGUGGGCUAUCCACUUUCCUUUUUUAGUUUUGCUAACAAUGCUAGUUAACGUUUUACAUGCUGACAGGAAGCACGAGGCGUCGCUGUGUUUAAUUGUGUUUCUUGAACUUGGAUCACUCAGUCAGCGCUUUUUCAUGUUUUGUUGAAAAAAAAAAUUGUGAAGUGUUUCGAAAAUCUGGAGAAAAAGCCUUUUUGUAUUUCUUUUUUUACUUGAGCUUGCUGAUCUGAGAUCAAGUGUGUGUUCCUUGUAGUUUUAGGGUUAGCUGUGGUUUGUCCAAGUGACGAACCUGAAAAAUGUUGACAAAUCAAACAGAAAAAUAUAAUUAUCUGGAAUUAAACUGUACCAAACUGCAUUUAUUAUUAUUAUUAUUAUUUAUUAUUAUUAUUAUUAUUAUUACUGGAGUAGGAUAUAUAAGUGAAUAAAAUAUAUAUAUAUAAUGCUAUAAAAAUGUAUUUCUAUAUACGAUAAAUUAUUUAAAAUGACUUAAAGUACGACCUUCUUAAAAAAUGCGUGGUGUUGUGAGAAAGCAGUCACGAUGUCAUCCUCUUGGAAGAGCCAAAUUCUGAUGUUUGCCUGUUUUCAAGUCUUUAAUUAUACGUAAUGAAUUGUGACCAAAAUAAGGUGUUUACUUCUUGUCUCAACGUGUCUCAACUUUCAUUAGCAUUAGCGCUCUAUCCUGUAGCUUAGCGAGCUCCAUUCAGCCACCAGUUUCAGAGCCGCGAGGGUAAAAACAGCGACUCCGACUCGCUCACAGUCGUCCUCUCGCUGUUUUAGCUGAUGCUGAUAGAAAUCGUAUGUCGUAAAAGCAUUCUUUGGUUGUGAGUUGAGAUUGCGGUGUUGGAGCACGUAACGUGCCACUUCGUGAUUUAAGAAACACGAUAACGUUCCCUGAGUGUGAGACGUUUUCUAAAGAGUGCGAGCGCUGAUUAAACUCUUGUCUGAACUCCACCAACAGGAGGAGAGCAAAUUCACGGGGCAGCGAGAAAACACAGUGAUACGAUGGUGAUCAUCGAAACAUGCUCAUGGACACGAAACUGUUCCUUUGUGUUUGUUUUCAUGUUGUUUAAUCGCAGGUCUACCGUUGGAGGAUCUUCAUCGUAUAAUCUGACACAAGCCCACGUUUUCACACUUGGUUAGAGAAUUCACAACAGAGAUCAUCCGGAUCUCGUGAAAAACAUCAAGAAGGUUAUUUUAUUCGAGAGGCCAAACAAAUGUUCCAGCAGUUUAUCUUCCUUACGAAUAGUUUCAUCAGUGCGCUGUUAUACAUUUAAAUACUGAACAUUUUACUUCUGGAAUUUAUUUACACACAGUGCAUAUUUAUGAUUACAUUUGAGAUCAAAAGAUUGAUACUUGGAACAAAAUUAUAUAUAUAAAUGCCAUCUUAAGUAACUACUUGAAAACUUUUCUUACGUGAGGUGGCUUCAGCUCUAUGACCAAUACGAUCAACUUUUAAAAUAGAAAAGAGUAAAAGCGAUGUGAAGUGAAAGGUGUGAUGUAAAACGACUUUUUGUUGCUAGCGCACUUACGAAGAGCACUCGUAGCACAGCCAGGAGAUUUACUUCCUCAGACUUCUACUGAAAAGCAGAAAUGAUUGUGAUUGGCUACAUCAAGGGACCAAUGAUGAUGAAGAAAAUGCACAUGAUGUUGUACAACGCCUACUGAUAAAAUCUUUAUGGAGACUUAGCUUGCUGUGUAGCUAACGUUGAACUAACUUUGCUGCUAGCUAGCAUGAAUCAUGUUUGGUAGUCGAGUGCUUUAAAAGACAAUCCAGCAGUCAAUCAUUCCAAGUCAUUCGAAAGUCGUUCUACUGGAAACCAUCUCUCCAUCACCGCAUUAGCUCCGACUCUCUCUGGAGCCAACGUGCAAAACGUUCCCUUUUGAAAUGGAACGGUGUGUCGGUUCAGGUUCUUUGGAAAUGAAGAUAAUUAGAAAUAUAGCAUGAAAGAUCAUCAGAUAAAACGUUUAUAUGCUAGCAAGCUUUAUCACUGUGUCGUGGUUAAAGGAGAACUGAAGGCAAAUGUUUUUAUCAAGAUUCUAUUUCUUAUUUUAUUAAAUAUCGGAAUGCAUUUUUGAUCGCUAUUUUGUCGCUGCUAUAGCAAGUUAUGAGUGUUUGAAAUAUGCUCUGUAAUAUAUCAGUCCAUAUGUCAAAGCAAUGACCGUAAACAAGAUUCGUUGAAACCUGUGCGAGACAUCGUAGGACGGUAGUAAAACAUACAGCGGAAGUCAAAGUGAUCUGCCAGCGUUGUCAAAAGACGCGCGCGCCCUCUUUCGAAUGCUGACGUAAUCAAGCCAGAAGUUUUGUUUGUUUUGAUAGCAAUCAGGAAAGUUUGAAAAAAGUAGGCAGUAAUCGUCAUUUAAACUCGUUUUUGUGCAAUAUUUCGCUUGGAAAACAGUUUUCAAAAUGGCGGCGCUGACACUUGACGUUUCGAAGUCUCGCACAAGUCUCGUGAAGAUCGCGCGGAUAAGGGACGCCUGCCGUGGACCGAACGAACUAAAUUCAACACGGCUAAAAACCGAAUAGGCUGAUAAGUAUAAUAUUUAAUUGCAAUUAGUUGCCAAUACGAGUCACGAUAUAAGGUUACUAAAACCGAAAACGUAAUUGAAUAACACGUUAAUUAAGAAAUAAAGCAAGUUUAAAAAUGACUUCGGUUCCCCUUUAACUCAUUUUAGUGUUGUUUUUGACUCUUUUUGAGUUAUUUACCAAGUUACUUUUUAAUGAAAGUUUGAACAAAACUAUCAAUCAAACAAAGAUCAAAU